This is a messenger RNA of Capsicum annuum, 1832 nucleotides long. RefSeq names its product low affinity inorganic phosphate transporter 1. Gene Ontology annotation, cellular component: membrane. The coding region runs from base 154 to 1734 and encodes 526 amino acids. The transcript has 2 exons. The record is from RefSeq and is a predicted model, not a curated record. Gene Ontology annotation, molecular function: phosphate transmembrane transporter activity. NCBI's taxonomy places the organism in Eukaryota, Viridiplantae, Streptophyta, Magnoliopsida, Solanales, Solanaceae. Gene Ontology annotation, biological process: transmembrane transport; phosphate ion transport.
AUGAAUUGGUAUUAGUGAAACUAAUCUUAUAAGUAGUUGCAAAUUUUCCCAAAGUUUAAACACAUUAAUUAUCUCAAAAAACUAAGUGCACAAUCUUCUAAAGAAGAAAAAAGAGAUAGUUUUGCACUUUGGGAACAACUAGCAAUUUUAGCUAUGGCUGGUGAGGCUAAUAACAAUCUACAAGUUCUUAAUGCACUUGAUUUGGCUAAAACUCAACUUUAUCAUUUCACAGCAAUUAUUAUUGCUGGCAUGGGAUUUUUCACUGAUGCUUAUGAUCUCUUUAGCAUUUCACUUGUCACAAAGUUACUUGGACGUUUAUACUACACGAAACCGGAUUUGUUGAAGCCCGGGACACUCCCUCCGGGUGUGUCUUCAUCGGUCACGGGUGUUGCCUUAGUUGGGACCCUCGCGGGCCAGCUAUUCUUCGGUUGGCUCGGAGACAAAAUGGGGCGAAAAAAGGUGUAUGGUAUAACUUUGGUACUCAUGGUUGUGUGUUCACUUGCUUCCGGACUCUCCUUUGGUAAUACUCCUAAGGGUGUUAUGGCUACACUUUGUUUCUUUAGGUUUUGGCUUGGAUUUGGCAUUGGUGGCGAUUACCCUUUAUCGGCCACGAUUAUGUCUGAAUACGCUAACAAGAAGACGCGUGGUGCAUUCAUAGCCGCGGUCUUCGCUAUGCAAGGGUUCGGAAUCUUGUUCAGUGGGAUAAUUGCACUGAUUGUUUCGGCAGGUUUUGAUCAUGCUUAUAAGGCCCCUACUUUCGCGGACAAUGCAGCUCUGUCUACUGUGCCACAAGCCGACUACAUUUGGCGUAUAAUCCUCAUGUUCGGGGCGUUGCCUGCAGGACUCACUUACUACUGGCGCAUGAAGAUGCCUGAAACUGCUCGUUACACGGCUCUAGUGGCGAAAGAUGCUAAAAGAGCCGCGCAGGACAUGGGGAAAGUACUGCAGGUUGACAUUGAUCCUGAGGCAGCGAAAAUCGAGCAAUUGUCAAGAGAUGAAGCCAAUAAAUUCGGCCUGUUUUCGUGGGAAUUUGUGCGUCGCCAUGGAGUGCACCUAUUCGGAACAUGUUCUACAUGGUUUUUACUAGACAUUGCUUUCUACAGCCAGAAUCUUUUCCAAAAAGAUGUGUUCUCAGCAAUUGGAUGGAUUCCUCCGGCCGCAACAAUGAAUGCUGUUCAGGAAGUUUACAAAAUCUCCAGAGCGCAAACCUUGAUUGCGCUCUGUAGUACGGUGCCAGGGUAUUGGGUCACCGUGGCAUUGAUUGAUAUCAUCGGAAGGUUCAGUAUCCAAUUGAUAGGAUUUUUCUUCAUGACCGUGUUCAUGUUCGCGAUCGCUAUCCCCUACCAUCAUUGGACAUUGAAGGACAACCGUAUUGGAUUCGUCAUAAUGUACUCCCUUACAUUUUUCUUCGCGAAUUUUGGACCUAACGCGACUACAUUUGUGGUACCGGCUGAGAUUUUCCCAGCCAGGCUUAGGUCAACAUGUCAUGGUAUUUCCGCGGCUGCUGGUAAGGCUGGAGCUAUAGUGGGAGCAUACGGAUUCCUAUACGCUGCGCAAAACAAAGAUCCAAAGAAAACCGAUGCAGGAUACCCCACGGGUAUCGGAAUAAAGAACUCGCUCAUUGUUCUAGGGUGCAUCAAUGCACUAGGAAUGAUUUGCACAUUUUGUGUGCCAGAGCCAAAAGGAAAAUCUCUUGAAGAAGCAUCACAAGAAACUAUCUCUGGAGAAACAUGAGGUGACUAACUGCUUGGAAAUAUCACUUCUUGUGUUUUUAAUUUUCUUUGUAUUGUCUAAAAGUUUGUUUGUUGUAAAUUUUUUGAAUUUUAUUGUGA